This is a messenger RNA of Drosophila yakuba, 421 nucleotides long. RefSeq lists its product as uncharacterized. The record is from RefSeq and is a predicted model, not a curated record. NCBI's taxonomy places the organism in Eukaryota, Metazoa, Arthropoda, Insecta, Diptera, Drosophilidae. Bases 1 to 336 code for a protein of 111 amino acids. The transcript has a single exon.
AUGGUCGGCCCCUUCAUGCAGGGCCUCUUCUUGAUUGGCAUCAUCUACUGGUACUCCAAGGGGAUGAUGUCCAUGAUCAACGACUACUAUAGAAGUGAGUUCCAGCGGAAGUUGCAAACGGAACCAGCGAAGGCGAAGGCAGAGACACCCAUCAAUGUGGACAACUUUAUGGAUUAUGUUAGGGAGUUGGACUCUACGGACGAGGUGGCUAGGAGCCCGGCGGAAGGAAAUGAAACUUGGCAUAUAGGAGAAGCCCAUUGUCACAUCCUUCUACGAUUUUUGGAGAUUACCGGCACUCUUGCACCUCCUGAAUUAAUUACGAGCAACUUAAGAUAGCCCAUCCUAUAAUUAUAAAGUAUCAAUUAUAUUUAGUGUAUUUUAUAUGGAUUUCGAAAAAUAAAGCAUAGCACUAAAAACGGAA